This is a messenger RNA of Ectocarpus siliculosus, 2107 nucleotides long. The record is from the annotation of a GenBank genome assembly. NCBI's taxonomy places the organism in Eukaryota, Phaeophyceae, Ectocarpales, Ectocarpaceae.
AUGCGGCAGCAACCUUCUGCACAGUGGUGGCGGGAGCAGCUUGACGCAUACAGUCUUGAGCGUGGUUUCAGGUUCAACAGACUCGUGGAAAUCCACAGUCGCUUCUCCCCAACGGGGUUGCUCACGACCGAGUACCUUCGUUUUCUGUGGAGGAAUGUUGUGAAGGACGUAGACGAGUUGGUCUUCGGCCGCCUGGUAGAGAUGAUGGCUUUGCACAAUGCCAUGUUCCCGUGCGAUGACUGUGCGGUCGGAGGGGGCGCCGGCGUCGCGGAGGCGUCCCUGGCGAAACUACAGGAAGCGGUAUCCCGUGGCAUCCGCAUGCAGUUCGUGAUCGAAAUCCGCGCAGAUUACGUGCCACCGGCGAUCAUCGCGCAGUUCCUGGGCGCCUUCGGUCGCAGCAGGGUUGAAAUCUUCCGAAAUUUAGUGUUCCACACCUCCUGGUCUCGAGGGGUGUCGUUUGAGGCGGCCGGGCGGGAGUGCCUCAUUAGUCGGGGCGAGAACCUUGUAAGCCCAGGAAGAGCCAGAGCUUCUACCGAGCCCCGGUGUUUCAUCGAGAUCAAUAUCGGUGGCACUGGGAAGAGCGACGUGUCCGCCGUUGGGUUCGAGAUAAAAGAGAAAGUGGUGCAGCUCCUGGAAGAGAAAUACCCGGGCCUGCUGUUCGACGCGUCGAUGAACCCGACGUACAUGACCGGGCCCGAUGCAUGGCAAGACAGCUUAGCGGCGUUGGAGAGGGACUUGCUGGAAAAGCUUGAUCAGAACCUCGAGAUCGUGCUCAAUCAAAUCCUGGCCGCUGUCGGAGCUCAAAACUUGGGCACUGAUGAAGCCUUGGCCAAGCAGCUCAGCACCCUUAAGUCAGACAUGCAACGCGACGUCAGCCUUAAGCUGGACUCGAACGUGGAGAAGAUUGUGGUCAGCGUGGAAGCCAUUGUCCAGAAGGCGCUAUCGACGGCGACGGAGAGGAGGAUUCUGAGAGGCGUGGCACAGGACGUGGCCUUCCUGCGGUGGCCCAUCCCCCGCCUGGUAUGCGUCCUCCCCGCCCCCGAGAAGGGUCGGGAGCCCCUCACGGAGAUCGACAGGUCAUUCGAGAAGUGGUCAGCCCUUCUGGACGGCUGGGUCCGCAGCGGCAAAAAGGGGGGCAGAAGAUGUGCCACGCGAGAGCUGCGCGUGUUCUUCCUGUGCCCGCAGGACAUGAGCCUUGCCGAGUGCGGGAGAGGCGGGCAAGGGUACGAGGUGAAGGAACUGCUGAGCUGGGCGAAGAAAACGAUACCCUCGGCUAAGGUGGGGUUGGCGCUUGAAGCGUUUUGCUCCGGAAUCGAGAAGAUGGCGAGCGUCUCUGGGGAGGGACUUGAAGGCGCCAGGCCGGCGGGAGGGCCACGGCCACAACAGGUGCGCCCUGCCCCUUUGCAGGGGUAUGCUUACGACCAGCUGAAGGAUAUGUGUAGAAGCUUCGAGGUGGAUGGAACGGUCAAGGGGAAGUCUCCCUUCCCUAGCUUCGACACGGCCAUGCAGCUGGUGGACAGGGGUGGGCGUGGUGUAGAGUGGGCAUGGGUCAGGACACAUAACAUAGACCAGUUCGUGAGUUCGUGAGUCGACAGCGUCACGCGUCCAUGAAUUUGUUUCGUCAAUGACACGGAAAUUGACGCCAACUUGUUUCGUUCAUGCAAGUAUUUGGGGGGUUCUGCUAGUAUUGGUUGUAUUGCCUGUUGCUCUGGAAUUUCCGGAAGGAAGUAACGUGAGCAUGCUUGCGUUGAAGCUGUUGCAGAAGAGUAUCCUAUUUUUUCCGGAGACUGUUCGUAUGGGACGGUGCGUAUAGCCUUCAGACCGGUGGUACAAGAUGAGGUCAUCUGAGUGUUGGAGUAGUGGCAUGACGUGAUCGAUCGAGGGGCCACUGCUUGUGCUCUCCCGCACGCACGCAGUCACCACUAGAAAGUGUGCUCAUAUGUUCCAUAAAUAAUUUACGUGGUCAGUGUAGAUCUUUGGUCUUGGUUCUCGCGCGUCAUCGGCCGACUAGGCGCAGCAACAUGAUCUGAAGCGCAAAUGAAGCCGGUAGCAAUACCGGAGCGAGAAUCGGGUCCAUGAAUGGGCGCUAAUAGCGCUUCAGGCGUGC